UCUACUGCAGAGAAUACAUGUCGUGCAAGGAUGCUACCUAUAUCAGAUUUUAAAAAGGAUACUCUACCAAAAGAAUACAGACACAAUAGUUUAGUUUCGUUAGUUCAAAAUAUUAGUAUUCUCACUGGAAGACUAAAUAUUGACUACGUUAGUGACAAAAGACCGGAAAAAUACCCUGAUAGCGACGACCCGUAUCCUUUGUAUGAUAAAAGUAAAAAAGGAGCACAUGACAGCAGGUUUGCAACUGGAAUAGUUGUCGGAGUAGAAAAGAAUACUGACACAGACGCUCUGUGCUAUUGUUUUGACUGUAGGUCUCAGGGUUCCACAACAACAAAAAAAUGGGGAAAAGUUUAUCUUUUGACUACUAAAACUGUCAUUUUUGACAAAAGUGAAGCACUGAAAACCAAAUUUACGCUAUUUUUUGACAAUAAAACUAGAGUCUUAAGCGGAUCAUCUGUAAAGGACAGUGAUAUUAAUUACGAUUGGUGUGAAGUUGAGUGUGCUACAUGUGAUACAACAUUAAUAGAUAAAUUAAGUGAUAAUUUGGAGAGGUGUUCAACAGAAAUGAAAUCGGUAAACAGUCAUUUCAUAGGAGAACUCACGCGUCCUAAACUAGCAAUCAUUGUAUUCCACCCUUUUAAACAACCCAAAACUUUCUCGUAUGGGUUUUGGAAAGAUAGAUUUGAAGGAAAUAAGAAUACGUGGACUAAUUAUGAAUACAAUGUUGGUACAGAAAGAGGGGCUGCUGGUGCUUUUGUCUACAUUGUCGGCGUGAGUGACAUAUCAAAAAGAUAUGUUCAUGUUCACUGUGGGCUAAGAAAUCAUGGUGGUUAUAGUAGCUUUGGAUUAGAAAGAACAAAUGAUGCAUCAAACAUUAACGACAACAGAGGCCCACGAGUAGAUAAUUGAAUGGACUAUAUGUUUGUUACUUAAUUCUUAAGUUUAACUAAAAUAAACUACC
Molecule: messenger RNA, 961 nt
Organism: Lymnaea stagnalis (great pond snail)
Lineage: Eukaryota; Metazoa; Mollusca; Gastropoda; Lymnaeidae
Source: the annotation of a GenBank genome assembly